Spodoptera frugiperda (fall armyworm) is the source of this 1964-nucleotide messenger RNA. RefSeq names its product beta-1,4-N-acetylgalactosaminyltransferase bre-4-like. Gene Ontology annotation, biological process: glycosphingolipid biosynthetic process; carbohydrate metabolic process. Gene Ontology annotation, molecular function: N-acetyl-beta-glucosaminyl-derivative 4-beta-N-acetylgalactosaminyltransferase activity. The record is from RefSeq and is a predicted model, not a curated record. The transcript is spliced from 10 exons. Lineage: Eukaryota; Metazoa; Arthropoda; Insecta; Lepidoptera; Noctuidae. Bases 21 to 1259 code for a protein of 412 amino acids.
UUGUGUGUUCAAGACUUAAUAUGAACACAUAUUUUCCUGUGAGAAAGAUUAUUAAAGCUGUUUCUACACAACGCUGUUCUAAACGGGAACGCCAUGCAUCUCUUCAAGAAUGUCUGGAAUCUGUCAAAGAUCACCGGAGACGUCGAUGGAGGUGGAAACCCUGGGGCGUCCUCGUGUGCCUGUCGGCUGCACUGCUGUACUUCACCGUGACUAAACAUCUCGACAAAAUAUACUACGAGAAGAUUGUGGAACAGGAACUGCUUGAUGAAAACUACGCCGAGAAUCUUAAAACAUCCUCAAUUGAUACGCCCCACAAUGUCAGCGCUACUACCGAGGCAAAGACUCCAUCAGUAAAAUACAACGAUCUACCAUUCUGUAUCCGCAGAAGACUGCACAAUGAGACAUUGAAGGCAUUAGCAAAAUUCCACUUGAAUUUGACCAGUGUGAAUAUAUCACAGGAGAAUGUUUUUCCCGGCGUUCUUAAAGGAGGUUCCUAUCAUCCACCGGAAUGUAGGAAUAGAUUCCGCGUCGGAAUUGUUGUACCUUCACAAUACAGGAACCGAGAACAAAAUCUUGGUAUUUUCCUAAACAACAUCCAUCCGUUCUUGAUGCGUCAGAAGCUUGAGUAUCAAAUAUUUGUCAUCGAGCAGGAUGGUAACGAUCUAUUCAACAAAGGUCGCCUGUUCAACGCUGGGUAUAAAGAGAUGAUGAAGUUCAACAAGUUCUUCUGCGUCAUUUUCCAUGAUCUGGACUUGCUGCCUCUUGACGAGAACAUCAUGUACAAUUGCCCAACUUUGCCCAGGCAUAUGUGUGCCCACGUUAAUGACACCGAUAUUCGAAGGGAGUUUAAUAUAACAUAUUCGUUUAAAUCCUUAUUCGGCGGUGUGGUCUCAAUGACUAUGGAGCAGUUUAACAGAGCCAACGGUUUCUCCAACUUGUACUUCGGAUGGGGGGCAGAGGAUAAUGACAUGUUCUGGAGGCUCCACGCUGCCGGGUACCCAGUGGUGAGAUACCAGAAGUCUGUGGGGACGUACCUCGUGUUACCACAUAAAAGAGAGCCAGCCAAUCCAUACAGGUUCCACCUCCUCAGCCGAGCUGUGGAGAGGUACAAACAAGAUGGCCUCUCCAACCUGGAAUAUUACGUCCUAGCUACGUAUUUCCGUCCUCUUUGCACGCAUAUUGUCGUUGAUAUUAACCCUAGGGAUGACAAUAUUACUGCCCUCAACCUUAAAUGGGGUAAAAGUUAUCAUAAAUUCUAAUUAUGUAAGUACUGAUCGGCUGAGGUGAAUUAAAUCUAGAGAACCUCAAGCACCUUAAAGGCGUUCUUAACCUGUUGCGGCGUCGCCGUCACUCUAGAGCAGGGUUUCUCAAAGUGGAGUACACGGACCCCUAGGGAUUCGCGACAAGAUUUAGGUACGUAAUGAUGGCUUAUGUGAGAGUGAGUUUUCACACCUGGUCAUGAUAAAAACUAAAUACAGAAAUCGACUUGUUAAGUACCGAGUCAGAAUUACUCCUAACAUUGAAUCCAUUUGCGAUAAUAAACAAGCACACCAAUCACAUUAAUAUUACAAAGAUAUUUCUUUUGAUACUUUAUACUGUUACCUUUUUUUCAAAUGGAAACCUUAUUUUCUUCAAUAGUCAAUUUUAGGGUGGUGUUCAUUAGUUGCAGUUGUGUCAAUUGGAAAUUUUAACAAGGGUUCGUGGAGCCUAAAGUUUGACAGUCAGUUGCAGGAACGAUCAUUAAAUUUUUAAAGUGACUUUAAAUAUUAAUGAAGCUUUAAAGUGUUGCACAAAGAAGUAUUUCUAUCUUAUUUUAAUGCCGGAUUAACUUUAAUUAAAGAAACGUCAAAUCGGGACUUUAGCCUAUUUUUUACGUUGCACAAAACGUCAUUAGCGCUAAAGGAGCAUUAAAUUGACAGUUUGGGGUUAUAAUUUUUAAUGCCUAAUCAAACAUCCAUUAAAUU